This is a messenger RNA of Gambusia affinis (western mosquitofish), 5047 nucleotides long. RefSeq names its product nuclear factor I/C (gene nfic). The record is from RefSeq and is a predicted model, not a curated record. NCBI's taxonomy places the organism in Eukaryota, Metazoa, Chordata, Actinopteri, Cyprinodontiformes, Poeciliidae. Gene Ontology annotation, cellular component: nucleus. Gene Ontology annotation, molecular function: RNA polymerase II cis-regulatory region sequence-specific DNA binding; DNA-binding transcription factor activity, RNA polymerase II-specific. Gene Ontology annotation, biological process: regulation of transcription by RNA polymerase II. The coding region runs from base 50 to 1612 and encodes 520 amino acids. The transcript has 13 exons.
AUUUCCUCCAGCUGGCAACCAGGGGCACAAUGAUGGGAAUAUCUGUGGAAUGAUAAGGACCGUUAGCUCAGGAUGGGCAGGCGCAGAGAUCAGCUUUAACUUCAGCCGGUGGCGGUUCAGCUUGGAAAUGGAUGAGUUCCAUCCAUUCAUUGAGGCUCUGCUGCCCCAGGUUCGUGCCUUUGCUUAUACAUGGUUUAACCUCCAGGCCAGAAAGAGGAAGUACUUCAAAAAACAUGAGAAGAGGAUGACUAAAGAAGAAGAAAGAGCUGUUAAAGAUGAAUUACUGGGAGAAAAAGCAGAGGUGAAACAAAAGUGGGCUAGCCGACUUUUGGCUAAACUAAGAAAAGACAUCAGACCUGAAUGCAGAGAGGACUUUGUCUUGUCAAUCACUGGAAAGAAGGCUGCGUGUUGUGUCUUGUCAAAUCCUGACCAGAAAGGCAAAAUGAGACGAAUAGACUGUCUCAGACAAGCUGACAAGGUGUGGAGGUUAGACUUGGUGAUGGUUAUCCUCUUUAAGGGAAUUCCUCUAGAAAGCACAGAUGGAGAGCGUCUGGUUAAGGGAGGCCAGUGCUCCAAUCCUGUUCUCUGUGUCCAGCCACGACAUAUCUCUGUUUCUGUGAAAGAGCUAGACCUCUACCUCGCCUUCUAUGUACAGGAGAAAGAGGCAGAGCAGAGUAACAGUCCCAGUCGUACUGGAGUUGGCUCUGAUCAGGAGGACAGUCGGACAGCAACCAUAGAUGGCCCAGAGUUCCAGGAAAGUUUUGUGACUUCAGGAGUUUUCAGUGUUCCUGAGUUGGUCCAGGUCUCAAGAACUCCAGUAGUUACAGGAGUGGGACCUGGUUUCUCUAUUGGGGAGCUUCAAGGUCAUCUGGCCUAUGACCUUAACCAGUCCAUCAACCAACCGGUCAGCCUGCGACGGUCGCUGGCCAGCACGUCCUCCAGCGGGAGUAAACGCCUUAAGUCUGGUUCCAUUGAAGAGGAUGUUGACAGUCCUGGAGGGGAGUAUUACCAUUCACCUGCAUCUCCUGCAAGCAGCUCUAGGAACUGGACUGAUGACUUGGAAGGAGGUUUGUCUCCCCCAGUGAAGAAGGCAGAGCUGGACAGCCCUUCUCCACAGGAGGGCUCACCAAGGAUUGGAUCUUUCACUCAGCACCACCGGCCAGUCAUAGCAGUGCACAGUGGUCUCUCUCGAUGUCCUCAUCCCUCCUCAUCGCUUCACUUUCCGUCUUCUUCCUACUUUGCUCAUGGAGCAAUCCGAUACCCCCCCCAUCUGGCCCAGGACCCAUUGAAGGAUCUAGUCUCAUUGGCCUGUGACCCUGCAAAUCAGUCCCCCAGUUCUCUGAAUGGCAGCACUCAGGUUAAAGUGCCCAGCCAUUAUAUCUCCUCCCAGAUGUUAGCACCCCCUGGACCAGCAUCCUCCCUUCCCAGACCAGCAGCUCCCACAGAGUCCAAAGCUUCUACCUCCUCCUCUGAUGGAGGGGCAAAUUCCCCUACAUCACCCACAUACUCUGCUCCUGGGACCCCACCUGCCAGCCGGUCUUCCUUCGUUGGAGUCAACCCUCGAGAUCCUGGGGGGCUGUACCAAGCCCAGUCUUGGUAUCUGGGCAACUAAGCGAAGUUUGGCAGAAAGCUGAUGAAACAGAGAGCACGCUCCUGGAGGAAAUAAUCCCAUCAAGACACUAUCAGAGCAGAAGAUAUGUCCAGUUUUCUAGAAAUGCCACACCCUGGUCUCGUGCAUACAUAAAUAUAUACGACCAUGUAUUUAUGUAUGCUUUUCACAGGGGAGGACCACCUAGAUGGAAGGUGGAUGCUGCUCUGCCAUGUGGCGGUGCCUGAUUGAACUCUGCUGUAUAAUACUACAUAACUGUCAUAACUGACAGCUUCUGGGAUUUUAAUAUGAAGACCGUAAGUUGGUAAAGCUGUCAGAUUGAUUUCUAAAGAACUACACAUCAACUCUGCAGGUUCUGGGAAGCUUGUAAGCCCACUGCAUCCCAAGGAUGGACCCUGUGGUCCCAGGAUACAUGUCAGCCUUUAUUCCAGGCUGUCCGCUUUAAAUCCUUCUGGAGGCCUGUAUACAUCCCAGCUCCAAUGGCCGGAAACCCUGCCUUCUUCAAUGCAGGUGCUGCUUUUAAUAUAUGCAAACAAGCCUCCAUUCAUUUCCAGACUGACUAGAAUGUUUCUAUGUAUGUUUGUUUGCAUAUUUUAGUCUUUAUUGAGAUGAGCUGAGUUUCUUUUUCAUUCCCAUCCAUCCUGAGACAGAAACUUUCUUUUUUUGACAAUCAUCAAGCUGAAGCUUUUAGGUUGCAUUGCAAAAUGUUUAAUAUGCUUUUAAGAUGGAAACAAGGAGUGAAAUAAGAUUUCUCUUCUUGCCUUGUUCAACACAACAGAAGCACUUUUAGCGAUUGAGAGGAAAAGCUUGUAAACUUAUGUGGAUGUUUGAGAUAACAUGCUGGAGAUGUCGGUUCCUAUGGAGACAAAGGGUCUGCCUGUGAGUCAGAACACGUUGACAUGCAGCCAUGUUUCUGGGUAAUGAAGGUGAUCAGUGUAGAAAGCAAUGCAGCAACCUGCGGAUGCUGACUUGUUUGUGUUUGUACAUUCUCUUUCCUGCUGCGUUCUGAGGUGAUGUUAUGUUCAUGUGUGUGUUUUGGAGCAGAAAGCCAACAGUGCACCAUGGUCUUGUUGACCUCCCUUUUUAAAAAAAAAGACUUGCUACUGUGGCGUGUUGCUAAGCCUGACUGUGCUCUAAAGUGUUUGUGGUGUGCUGGAGACCUACAUACUGAGCUGAAGAGAGGAGGACAAUGUCUCUUUGACUUUUAGAAAGACUAUUGGGCUCUGUUACAUUCUGUAAUGGCCAACCUCAACCUUAUGUGCACUGUAUGUACACUGUGUAGGACCUCAGAUUGAGUUUCAGACCAGAGCUGAAAUCAGCAAUGGUGUAAGGAGGCAAGCUAGGACCAGGAUUUUAAGGCAGAUGUCAUUUAUUAUUAUUAUUAUUAUUAUUAUUAUUAUUAUUAUUAUUAAUAAUAUUAAUAAUAAUAAUAAUAAUAAUAAUAAUAAUAAUAAUAAUAUUUCUAAAUCGUGCUGCGUAGAACAUAUUAAACAUGAUCAGUGUUGAAUUUCAUCAGAGUAAUCCCCUGCUGUCUUUAUGUAAAGGAGACUCAAAUCCACAUUCUUAUAAUGAAACCAAAUCACAGCAGUAUUCUCAUUAUCUCUAUUCCUACACUCCUUUAGUAUAUAACUCGUCAUCGCUCUUUCAUUUGUUGCUAUGGAGAUCAAAACACUAAACAUAAGUUAACAAAGAAAUACUUGCCCAGGACAGAUAGCACAGACCCAUUCAAUAAAUUAGAAUAUUAUCAAAAAGUCAAUUUAUUUCACAAACUUCAUCUGUAAGUGAAACACAUGGUAUAGAUUAAUAACACGUGGGCGGAUGUUUGAAAGCCCUUAUUUCCAUUAAUAAUAAUAAUAAUUAUCCACUUACAUUUAAUGAAAAUAUGACAAUUAAAAUAAAUUAAAUAAAAUAAACAUUUUAAUACAGAAAUGUUGCCUUAUAGUUAAAAGUAUGUUUAAUACUUUAACUUUAAUGCUUAGAGGUUAUUUUCAAAAGUUGCUUUUGAUCUGACAAAUGAUCCUUAUCGGAACACAUGCUAUAAGUUAUUUAAUACGAUUACAGAUUUGAGCAAACAAAGACUUGUAUUAUUAAGAGUUUACCAAAAUGUGUCCAUCGGAUGGUGAUGGGUUCUAGAAGAACUAAAAAGCAAACUAAAUGUUUCUGUUUGUAAAAGCCUCCCGAGACUUUAAGGCUUGGUACUCAAUGCUUUGCUCAUCAUUUGUGUGACCUAGAAUGUCCUGCAGUUUGUUAUUUGAAGACUAAACAUGGUGUAAUCUGUCUUGUCCUGGGCAGAAGUCAGACAUCUGGUGGAAACCAGUAAUACACAAGACUGGGCCCCAUAGCAACACUGGAUCAUAAAGGUUCUGAACAUCUGGCAAAGCACAGAGAUUGUGACCCUCAGUCUACAGUUCACUUUGCUGUUCUAUACUCCAUGAUGCAUCAGUUUUAUUUCCCACCUGUAACAUCUACAAACUAAAUUUUAUGUUAUAACAGUGCACUUUAUCUGAUUAGAGCUGUUGUUUAUUAGCUCAUUUCAUCCCAUCGCUUUCAGUACGAGCUGCUUAGUAGUGCUUUUUGUCCAAACCUUGCAUGUUUUAAUGAUAAAAGUUAUUUUAUACCUGCUUUGACAGCCCAUAAUUUCAAAUAAUCUUCUUUAUCAAGAUUGUCAAACUCCACUCCUCAAGUGGUUUGUGUUCUGAAUGUUUAAUGAUCACGAGGGAUGACUGUUGGGCCUCUGCAGAGCUGGAUUACAUACUGAGGUAGAGAUUCAGCCAUGCAUUCACCUGUGUUACAGCAGACUCACAUCUAAAACAACACUUCUCCUAGCAAAGAGCUGGACACCUUCGUUCUAUAAUACACUCCUAGCCUGUGUCCAAAGUGUGUCCUGUCAGUCAUUUACAGCCAUCAGAAUGAAUUUGCAACCUUCACUGAAGGCUGGUACCAAUCAUUUGCUGCAUAUAUAAUACAGAACAGACAAACAAGGCCUUUCAGAGCACAUGCAGUCUAGUUAAAGUCUUAAAAUGGAAAAAUACAAAGCAUUAAUCCUUUAUGAACUAUGUUUUGGUGCUUCAAUUUGAAUAUCAAAGGAAAUAAAACCAUUGACAUCCAGUACCUUUUUGUCAAAGGCAGAGUGUGGUGCAGCUGUUAAUCUUAAAUACAGCAAGGUUUGUCAAAGAAAGAGUGACCCAUAUUUGGUUAUGAGAUUCAGAAUUAAAUUUUGUUCAAGAAAAGAUUUUGCCCAGAAAAUCUAGAAUGUAUUAUUUCUGUUUCUAUAAGAAAAACAUACAAACCCCUGUUAUGUUUAGCAUAGUCAAUGAUGUACAGAUCUUUUAGAAAAGUAUGACUAGUUUUUUCAUUUUAUUGAAGUUUUCGGUGUUUAUUCUAUUGUUGUGCAGGUAAAAGGAUUAAAAAAUGACUACCGUUUUAGAUCUAAUCUCA